ACGUGAGGGGCUGGUCACAUGAUAGCAGGAGCUGCCGGCCAGGCGCAGGGUCCCGCGGCUGCAGGGGGAAGAUGGGGCUGCCCGUGGGGCUGCUCCUGGGCGCCCUCCUGGGCGUGGGGCUGCUGGGGGCGGCCGCGGCCGGCUGCGGCUAUGAGUCCUGUCCGGCCACUAAAGCAGACAUGCUGAAUGUCCACUUGAUCCCUCACACGCACAACGACGUGGGCUGGCUGAAAACAGUGGAUCAGUAUUUUUAUGGAGCGCGUAACGACAUCCAGCAUGCUGGCGUGCAGUACAUCCUGGACUCCGUCAUCCCCCAGCUCCUGGCUGACCCCACUAAGCGCUUUAUCUACGUCGAGGUGGCCUUCUUCUACCGCUGGUGGCAGCUGCAGGCGGAGUCCAUGCGGCAGGCGGUGAGGCAGCUGGUCAGCGAGGGACGGCUGGAAUUUAUCAAUGGCGGCUGGUGCAUGAACGAUGAGGCGGCCACCUACUACAACGCCAUGAUCGACCAGAUGACGCUGGGGCUGCGCUUCCUACAGGAGACCUUCGGGGAGUGUGGCCGGCCCCGCGCCGCCUGGCACAUCGACCCCUUCGGCCACUCCCGAGAGCAGGCCUCCCUCUUUGCCCAGAUGGGCUUCGACGGCUUCUUUUUCGGCCGCCUGGAUUACCAGGACAAAGCCAACCGGGAGCAGCUGCGGGAGAUGGAGCAGAUCUGGAGAGCGAGUGCCAGCCUACAGCCACCCAGCGCCGACCUCUUCACCGGUGUCCUCCCCAACGGCUACAAUCCGCCCCUGUCCCUCUGCUGGGACCAGUUCUGCUCCGACAACCCCAUCGUGGACGAUGCGAGUGAUGAGAACAACGUCAACAGCCUGGUGGGGUAUUUCCUGGAAACCGCGGCUGCCCAGGCCAAGCACUACCGCACCAACCACAUCGUCAUGACGAUGGGCUCGGAUUUCCAGUACGAGAACGCCAACCUGUGGUACAAGAACAUGGACAAGCUCAUCAAACACGUCAACACGCAGCAACUCAACGGGAGCCAGGUUCACGUGCUCUACUCCACCCCCACCUGCUACCUGUGGGAACUCUUCAAAGCCAACCUGUCGUGGUCCCUCAAAUACGACGAUUUCUUCCCUUACGCUGACGGGCCGCACCAUUUCUGGACAGGCUACUUCACCAGCCGGCCGGCUUUCAAGCGCUACGAGCGACUGAGCAACAACUUCCUACAGGUUUGCAACCAGUUGGAAGCCUUGGCCGGUCCGGUGGCGAGGACGGGCCCCUACGGGGAAGGAGACAGCACCGUGCUUCGCCGGGCCAUGGCAGUGGCCCAGCAUCACGACGCCGUCAGUGGGACGGAGAAGCAGCACGUGGCUAAUGACUACGCCAAGCGCCUGGCUGCCGGCUGGGAUGCCUGCCAGGUCCUGGUCAGUAACGCUCUGGCCAGCAUCAGCGGCAACAAGGAGAACUUCAUCUAUUGCAACUAUCUCAAUAUCAGCCUGUGCCCGCUGACCGAAUCCGCCAGCACCUUCAUGGUGAUCCUCUACAACCCGCUGGGACGGCGUGUGAGCUGGAACGUCCGGCUGCCGGUGAAGGGAGCCGCGUAUUCGGUGACGGAUCCCAAUGGCCAGACGGUGCCGAAUGAGGUUGUCCCCGUCUCAAACUUCACCCGGGCGGUGAGACGAGACCGGGGAGACGCCACCCAUGAGUUGAUCUUCCCAGCCUCGGCCCCGCCCCUGGGCUACAGCUCCUACACCGUCUCGAAAACGGCCAGCAGGGACCUGCGCUCCAGGCUGGCCAAGCGGAUCCGGGAGCAGGCCCAGCCCCGGGUGGACGCCUGGUCCCCCAGGGGGAUCCAGAAUGAGCACCUCCGGGUUCUGUUCGACCCGGUCACUGGGCUCCUGAUGGAGAUUCAGAACCUGGACAAAAGCAUCUCGCUGCCUGUCUCUCAGAACUUCUUCUGGUACAACGCCAGCAUUGGCAAUGACGACAGUGCCCAGGCCUCCGGGGCAUAUAUCUUCAGGCCCAACCGCUCCGAGCCCCUCCGUGUGGCUGGGCGAGCCCACACGUACUUGGUGAAGAACAAGCUGGUGCAGGAGGUUUACCAGAACUUCUCUUCGUGGUGCUCGCAGGUGGUGCGGCUCUAUGCUGGGCAGGCCUAUGUGGAGCUUGAGUGGACGGUGGGGCCCAUCCCUAUAGACGACGGGCUAGGCAAGGAGAUCAUCAGCCGUUUCGAGACGUCCCUGCAGACGGACGGACGCUUCUACACAGACUCCAACGGGCGGGAGAUUCUGGAGCGGAGGCGGGAUUAUCGAGCCACGUGGAACCUGAGCCAGACGGAGCCGGUGGCUGGGAACUACUAUCCUGUUAACAGUCGCAUCUAUAUCAAGAACAAGAAGUUCCAGCUGACGGUGCUGACGGAUCGCUCGCAGGGGGGCAGCAGCAUGGCGGAUGGCUCCAUGGAGCUCAUGGUGCAUCGGCGGCUGCUCUACGACGACAACCGCGGGGUGGGGGAGCCCCUGCUGGAGCCUGGGGUCUACAACGACGGCCUGGUGGUGCGGGGCCGGCACCUCGUCUUCCUGGACACGGUGGAGUCUUCGGCUUAUCAGCACCGGCUGCAGGCCCAGCAGGAAUUCAUGGCACCCCAGCUCGUCCUGGCCCCGGGCGGGGGCCCUUCCUUCCACCGGGGGCAGCACAGCCUCAAGCAGUUCUCUGCUCUGAAGCAAGAGCUUCCCCCCUCCGUCCAUCUCCUGACGCUGGCCCAGUGGGACCCCAGCUCCAUCCUCAUCCGCCUGGAGCACCAGUUUGAGAGAGGGGAGAGCGCCAACGGCUCCCAGCCCAUCACUGUUGACCUGCUGCACCUGUUCUCCUCCUUCACCAUCACCUCCCUGCAGGAGAUGAACCUGGUGGCCAACCAGAAGCGAGAGGCCAUGAAGCGGCUCAGCUGGAGGCCAGCCACAGGUGCAGCGAGGCGCCAGCCCUACCCUCCGCUUGACCCGCUGGGAGUCACGCUGCAGCCCAUGGAGAUUCGCACCUUCCUGGCCACCAUCCGGUACGCGGGCCCCAGUGGGGGCCAGGCCGAGCUGUAAGGGGAGCCAGCCCCCUACCUCCGUCCCAGGAUCAAGCCGCCCAGGUGGAGCCCUGAACUGCUGCCCCCCUACUCCGCCAGGUGGGGCCCUGCCCACCUGAGAACUGGACUUGGGGGAGGCACAUCCUGGCUGCUGGGAGGCUUGGAAGAGACUUGCCUUGAAAAGCCACCCAGCUUUGGGGGAAAGGGGGCAGAGUCCAGCCCCCCCAUAACUCCUCAGCACAGCCUCUGAUUUCUACCCACCUGCCCCUUCAGCCUGAGGCUGGGGUAGUGGGGGUGUAAGUGCCACUGUUAAUAAACAAGGACCUCAGUCUA
Molecule: messenger RNA, 3394 nt
Organism: Mauremys reevesii (Reeves's turtle)
Lineage: Eukaryota; Metazoa; Chordata; Testudines; Geoemydidae
Gene: MAN2B1
Product: mannosidase alpha class 2B member 1
Exons: 24
Coding region: 72-3080 (1002 amino acids)
Biological process (GO): mannose metabolic process
Cellular component (GO): lysosome
Molecular function (GO): alpha-mannosidase activity; carbohydrate binding
Source: RefSeq, a predicted model, not a curated record